AAAAAACACAUCAGCCCAUAAACAACAGCCAAUCGACUUUUCUUUAAAUCAAUCGCUCAGGCCGAUAAUGGUCCUGCCUCCGUCGUCUCCGUUCUGACAAUAUCUACUCUUUUUUACAACCAAAAAUGGCCUCCGCGCUCAAUGGCCACGCCUCCCUUUCUCCGGCCGCUCAACGCCGCAUCGACCACCACGAAGCUGAUGUUGUAAUUGUGGGUGCCGGGAUUCUAGGCUGUGCGCUUGCAGUCGCACUGGGAAAUCAAGGACGCAGUGUGAUCCUGCUGGAAAGGUCGUUGGAGGAGCCCAACCGCAUUGUUGGUGAAUUACUCCAACCGGGAGGUGUUCAGGCGCUCGAGCAACUAGGGCUACGAGAUUGUCUGGAAGAUAUCGAUGGAAUUGAUGUGAAGGGAUACUGGGUUUCUUACUUUGGCGAGCCGGUUCUUCUCGAAUACCCCAAGUCCUCCCCAACCUCACCUACACCGUUAGGACGAGCCUUCCAUCAUGGUCGAUUCGUGAUGAAACUACGGGCAGCCGCUCUGUCCUGUCCCAAUGUCACAGUGGUCGAAACCAAAGUGACCAAUCUCGUCAUAUCGUCAUAUACCCAGGAAGUCCUUGGAGUCGAGUGUAUGACCAAGGACCUCAAGGACUGCUACUUUGGCCAACUCACAGUUGCCGCCGAUGGCUACAACUCGGAUUUCCGCAAGCAACAUCACCAAUACACACCCAAACGGCGAUCAAAGUUCUAUGGUUUAGAGCUCAUCGACGCUAAGCUCCCCGCGCCCAACACUGGUCAUGUCCUUCUCAGCGAUAACCCACCCGUGCUCAUGUACCAGAUCGGCACCCACGAGACUAGAAUCCUUAUCGAUAUCCCCGAUAACCUGCCUCUGGCCUCUGUGAAGAAUGGUGGUGUCAAGGGUUACAUGCGCAACAAUAUCCUGCCCCAGCUUCCAGAGGGUGCGCAGCAGUCGUUCUCCGAUGCGCUAGAGCAGGGCCAGCUACGGUCCAUGCCGAACUCGUUCCUGCCUGCCUCGGUCAACAAGACACCCGGCUUAAUGAUUAUGGGAGAUGCGCUCAACAUGCGGCACCCUCUCACGGGUGGAGGCAUGACGGUGGCGCUCAACGAUGUCUGUCUCAUCCGCGAGUUGCUCAGCCCAGAGCGCGUGCCCAACCUCUCCAAUACAGGACUUGUUCUCGAACAGCUUGCGGAAUUCCACUGGAGGAGGAAGAAUUCUUCUUCUGUCAUCAAUAUCCUCGCACAGUCUCUCUAUACGCUCUUCGCUGCAGACAACGAAUACCUCAAAGCUCUUCAGCGUGGCUGUUUCCGCUACUUCCAGACUGGAUCAGUUGGCGGCCCUAUUGGGCUGUUGGCCGGUCUGAUCAAGAAACCCCUCGUCCUCGUCAGCCACUUCGUCUCCGUCGCCUUCCUCUCCAUCUGGAUUCUUAUCUGCGAUACCCCUUUUCCCAAGCUACUCCUAGCCCCAUACUACGCCGUCAUGAUAUUGUACACGGCCGCUGUCGUGAUGUUGCCAUACAUCUGGACCGAGAUCUGGUACUAAUCUGGUUUGGAUUCAUAUUCAUCAAUUGGUGUUUUAAUUCCCUUCCAAAAAGCCAGAAUGGAGAUUCCCAGCAUAUCAUUUUAUUUUCUCUUCCAGGUGAACAUAUUUGUCCAUUUUACCCGACCAGCCUGUUCUUUUAAUAUCCCAUCUUCGCCCUGUUCUUGUCUUCCCAACGCCUUUAUGUGAUUUAAUCUUGCCCAGCAUUUUCCCACUGCAUCUGAUACAUUGCGAGAUCAGUGUUACAGAUGUACUGUACUAUAUACUAUAUGCUAUAUACUAUUAUCUCCAUGAUAAAUGAUACAAUGUCAAUAUAUUUCAAACAUUCCAAGAAUCAA
Molecule: messenger RNA, 1888 nt
Organism: Penicillium samsonianum
Lineage: Eukaryota; Fungi; Ascomycota; Eurotiomycetes; Eurotiales; Aspergillaceae
Gene: erg1
Product: squalene monooxygenase erg1
Exons: 2
Coding region: 126-1553 (475 amino acids)
Biological process (GO): ergosterol biosynthetic process
Cellular component (GO): endoplasmic reticulum; membrane
Molecular function (GO): flavin adenine dinucleotide binding; squalene monooxygenase activity
Source: RefSeq, a predicted model, not a curated record